Mesocestoides corti is the source of this 417-nucleotide messenger RNA. Lineage: Eukaryota; Metazoa; Platyhelminthes; Cestoda; Cyclophyllidea; Mesocestoididae. The record is from the annotation of a GenBank genome assembly.
AUGGAAGGUUUACCGAAAGUGCAAUCUUUGUGUGAAAUCUGCGAGACUGCCCCCUGGAUAUACAAGUGUUCAAAGUGUUUCCUGAAACACUGUUCUCUCGGCUGCUACAAUAAACACAAAAGCACUUGUGUUUCCUCUGUUGGACUUGAGUCGAAGGAAGAGGAAGAAGCCGCUCUCGUCCCUCUCGACCUUGGUGACAACUGUUCAGAUUACAUUCCAACCCGAAUCCUUGAAAAUCUUCAAAAUUCGAAGAGACUGAAGGAACUCCUCUCAAAUCGUCAUCUGCGGCGCUACCUAACCUGUCUUGACAGCUCUAGACACCCGGCGGCGGCCAUCGAGAAGGCAAUGAAAGAACCACUUUUCAUAGAAUUUGCCGAUGAGUGUUUGCGCGUUAUUAAUCAACCGCAGUCCAACUAA